CACUUCCCCCCCUCGCUUGCCGCCGAUCAACGUCACCAGCAUGGUCGUCACCGUGUGUGCCGUAGCAGUUGCAGCAGCCGGUACCAUUGCUCUCGCAGGUGUCGGGCCGUACGCAGGAGUACGCCAUGGUCUGGUCCCGGACGAACAUACGUACCCCGAGGAUGCCCUCGGAGCCCAUGGUGGUGCUGCUGGACUCGUUGCUGAAUUUUGGAGUCAGUUCGCUGUGAGUGUUCGCCAUCUGAACUAAUAUGGUGUUGCUCUGCGGCGCAAGCGACGCAGCCGAGAGGUUGAGGCGGGUCCCCGUGCCUCCUCCACCUUCGAGUGCGUGUCUGAGCCCGUCCUAAGCCGCCCCAGACUUUUUUAUUGUAUUGGCUUUGAAUGAGGGGCGAUCUUGCGUCGUAUCUUGUAAAUCUCUAUGUUGCCUCGAUGUGCCAGUUCCUCUUCCUCCUCCUGCUUCCGUUGUUCGUUCGUGUGGGACCUCAGUGCGAGGUCCCCUGACACAGUCCAGUUAGGUCUACGCACUCGGGAGCUGCCUGGUUCCCGGGGGAUGCACUCGCGAGCUGCCCAGUUCCCGCCCAUCCUCGGAGCCUUUUUCCUUCGGCUGAUAUCCAGUCUUUCUCGUGGUCGCGGGUACCGUUUUCGUUCUGCUGCAGUCUGCUUGUCCGCAGCAGCUCUGCGCGCAUCGCCCGUGCAGUCCUGCAAUUUUUCGCAAACAGCACCCACGCCCGAGCGCGCGUCCGUGCAGCUUGAGCCAAAAUGGCCACGAGUCUCCUGCCCCCUCGUUCGUCUCCUUUCCUUCCGUUUCGUCCCGCCGUUUGAUACAGCCGCCGGCUUUAGAUAUUGGGGUAGAAGCUGAAAUUUCGGAAGCGCCCUCAGGAGACGCCAGCCCCGUUUCAUGCCAGAAGAGCUCGGUCCAUGAAGGACCUGAUCAUGACCCACUGGGCAUCUAUCGGCCAUGGGCAGGGUCAUCCGUUUGGAGCACACUGGAUGGACGAGCCGUCUUCCCCUCGAUGGCACUGGACGAGACCCUGUGGGAAGCUCUGGUGACCGCCUCCUCCUGCCUCCGGCCUCCCGCUCUCGCUCCCUCUGCUCGCCGUCCGCGUUCACCACGACGAUCACGGCGACGACGAUCACGUCUGCGACGUCGACGACGAGCGCUGCGCGAGGGGCCCGCCAUCUCCGGGCAUGGGCCUCGAGGGAUGAGAGGCUGCUCCUCAGCCGGCGAGGCCGCACCGUCGGGAACAGCCGCAGAGGCUGCCGCGGCAGCGGACUCUGGACCGACACGACGGCAGCAGUGGCCUCCUCCCGAGUGGCGGCGAUGCGGCCAAGUGGGAGCAGUGGCGAGAGCGCAAGGCGAAGCUGAAGGCGAAGAGGCAGGGCGUGGCCGCAGAGGGCAGGCCACGGCUGCAGAGGUAUAUGACUGGCAUCCCCCAGCGGCAGCCUCUGCACUCCGACCACGGCUCGGACCGCCUCCUCAUAUGGCGGCUCGCCGGGAACAGCCCCCGCCUGAGGCGACUGAGGGGAGUGGCCUCGUGCACCCUCUCCGCCCCAGCGUCGCUCUUCUCGCACCGGAACUGGUCAGCAGGCCCAGACGUCAUGUGGACGCUGGACGGCAUCUGCGACGUGCACACCGCAGUGCGGUACUGGGUCAUCGGCUUGGAGGACGAUGGCGCCGAGAGGAUUGCGGCCUCCCGCCUGCUCGGGAACCCCUGAGAGGCUCCGAGGCCGAGGCCACCGUGCUUUUGCCAGGCGUGGCGGGCGCCGGCCGAGUUCCGAGCGCGCGCCGCGGCACGGUUCGCGGGCCUGAGACCUUUGGCGCCGCGAGGCCGUGGUGUACCCCCUUGGUGUACGGCCCCAGUGGAUGCAGGCGAUCCGGGGUGCAAAUACCGCCGCGACAUCGACGCGAUAGGUCGCGGACCUCGGCGACGAAGUCUGCUGGGGGGCAGCCGCUCACUAUGCGCUGUGUGGACACGCCCGACCUAAACGUGGUGCGUUUUCAGGCUGAGUCUCGGCGUCCUGUGGGCCAUUUCUGGGCUCCAGACUUUUCAUAGGUCGCCCAGGAAGCCUCCUGGAGGCUCGGAUAGGGCUAGACACCAGAACGCGUUCCUCCGCGACGAGAUCGGGGGCACGGUCUGAAAAAUCGUGACUCCCGAGGUCUCGGGUUUGGCGGCGCAGCUGGCAGCCAACGUCUCACUGCACACAGUUUUACCACGCGCCGCCUUUUUCAUUUGUCUUUUGGGCAGGCAGUCCCAGCCGCGGGGAGCAAGCCAGUGUGCACCCCACUCGUCCUGCCUGAACGGAAGGAGGAGGGGAUGAUGGGAAGGAGCGGGUGCAGUGAGGGACUGGCUGGUCUUUGCCACGCUUUUCAUCGGCACGACUCACGCAGUGUCGGCGCUUUGCGCCACGCUGCAGGUGCCUAGGAGGGCCGAGCGGUCUGUGCGGAUAGCGCUCAUCCCGCUUCACUGCAUGGACUCUCUGCCCUGCCGUGCUCCUGGCCCGUAAGGGUUGCAGGUGCCCACGUACGACUUUGUCGCCAGUUUCCAUUCUGCGAUAGACAGGCCGACCCUUGCCGCUACCCCCUCCCGAUCUUGCCCCACCUUCUUCCCUCUCCCCUCCUCACCCCACCUCUCCCUCCCUCUCUCCCUCUCUCCCGCCCUCUGUCAUCGCCCCCCUGGAAGAUGUUUCACUGUGUUCUGGCAGCCGAUCGCUCGUUGCCUCCAUCGGCGUGGCGAAAAA
Molecule: messenger RNA, 2736 nt
Organism: Prorocentrum cordatum
Lineage: Eukaryota; Dinophyceae; Prorocentrales; Prorocentraceae
Source: the annotation of a GenBank genome assembly